AUGAACUCACAAUCGCAAUUCGAUCCGGCUGCCAUGAUCGGGCUGGUCGGCGCCUCACCCGGGAGGUCAGAAGACAAUUUCGACAUUUUCGAAUGGUAUCCACGCUAUCAAAGCUGCCAACGAUAUUUCCUCGACCAUGCACAACACAGCGUGCCAGUACAGGCACUAUCGGCCUUUUUGAACAUCAAAUUACCCUUCCAACGACAAGCAAACCCGAUCAUGAAUUCGAACCCUCUAUCCGCACCAUCUACACCAACUCCAAGCGGUCCAGUACCACCAGGCCCGCCCGCCGUUUCAUUGAUCCCAUAUAUUCGCCGUCUAGUCGCCACGGGUAUGGAUUUCCCAGGGGUGCUGCAUGGAUUCUUUGGAGAUGACUGGGGUACGGGCGUUGGACCCCUGCACGAGCAAGAACGUCGCAACUAUCUAUUCGCCGCGAAGAGUGGCGGUUGGGCUUCUGUGAAAAAGGACUACGAUAUGUCCCCGCUAGAAACGAUUCCAUUCUUGCGCCCGCUGCAGGGUCCAUUGGAUGCGGAGAUCGAAGCUGCUGAGCGCAGCUGGAGCGAGUGGCUUGCUAUGGAGGAUUGGAUGGUUGGCCCGCGAGCGCCGGACAUUCUUCACGACUCCUCGUCACAGAACUCGCGGCCGCGAAGUUCUCGUUGA
Messenger RNA from Penicillium cataractarum, 660 nucleotides. RefSeq lists its product as uncharacterized. The record is from RefSeq and is a predicted model, not a curated record. Bases 1 to 660 code for a protein of 219 amino acids. The transcript has a single exon. Lineage: Eukaryota; Fungi; Ascomycota; Eurotiomycetes; Eurotiales; Aspergillaceae.